AUGGUCAGAGCGCUCCUCAUCGCCGCCCUAGCCUAUGCGGCCCUCGCAAUCCCCGUCCCCGUCCCGGCCGACGGCCCCGCUUUGGCCGACGACGCAUCCAUCCCCACAGCGGAAGGGCUCGAGGCCCCGGCCCUCGCGGUCCCCGCCCAGGACGACGACGCUGCGAUUCCUGACGCUGCGGAGUGGACGUCGGUGGAUAAUGGUGACGAGAGUGGUGUCGGGGACGUCUCCGAACCUAAACUCCCUGUUCAGAGGCGGGUUGUCGAUACCAGUGCCUUCGACACCAGCGCUCUCGAUACUAGCGCCCUCGAUACCGGCGCCCUCAACACUGACUCCCUGAACACCGACUCUCUCGAUACCAGCUCUCUGAACACCGACUCCCUCACCGCCACCCUGCCUACCUCCACCUCCACCAAGCGCAGGAGUGCCGUGAUGUCGUGA
Colletotrichum gloeosporioides is the source of this 441-nucleotide messenger RNA. RefSeq lists its product as uncharacterized. The coding region runs from base 1 to 441 and encodes 146 amino acids. NCBI's taxonomy places the organism in Eukaryota, Fungi, Ascomycota, Sordariomycetes, Glomerellales, Glomerellaceae. The transcript has a single exon. The record is from RefSeq and is a predicted model, not a curated record.